Molecule: messenger RNA, 14170 nt
Organism: Daktulosphaira vitifoliae (grape phylloxera)
Lineage: Eukaryota; Metazoa; Arthropoda; Insecta; Hemiptera; Phylloxeridae
Gene: kis
Product: chromodomain-helicase-DNA-binding protein 7
Exons: 40
Coding region: 1182-13817 (4211 amino acids)
Molecular function (GO): ATP binding; ATP-dependent chromatin remodeler activity; protein binding
Source: RefSeq, a predicted model, not a curated record
GCGACCGGUACACGCGCGUGCGGGCAACCUUACGAUCACGACGGACGCUACGACGACGACGAACCGUGCCGAUAGCGUAUACGUGUGAGUGUGUGUAUGUAUUUAUAUGUGUGGACAACAAGCAUGUGCGUGCGUGUGUGUGCAUUGCCCUGAGAAACGAGAAAUUAAUAAAUAUUAAUAAAAUUGGAAAUAGUACAUGGAUUUAAAUGAUAUAUACGAUCGUUCCAACAGUACCGUGAACGUGUGAGAACCUAAAAUUUGAGAAAAAUUGAAAUAAUAAUAAAAACAAUAUAAACCAUCGUCAUUCAGUGUUAUUAUAUUCGCUUCCCUUGUCUAUCUUUCUCUUUUUCUCUCGUUCACUCUCUCUCUCACACACGCACACCCUUGCAUUUGCUCACUCGCUCUGGCCCGUCACCGCCGCCACAGUCGUCGUCGUCGUCGUGCAGCACCGCGGUUACAAGUCUGAAGUAGAUACCGCCGCCUCCGCCGACGUACCGAUUUUCCGUUCGUUUACACUGAAACCGCCGUGUAGAAUUCUGUGCGCGACUACGUCCGCGUAUAUUAUGUACGUGAGUGUGUGUGUGUGUGCGUGAAUGUGAACGCGCCGCUGUAACCGAAGAUUGCAAGGAAAAAGUAACGUCAAAUCCGUAUAUUAAACUUAUCACACGCAUAUAUAACAAAAGGAAGCAGUAACGCCGAACCGAUAUAUUAUUAUCAUAUUCGCGAAAAUAGUAAUCAUAACAUAGAAUUACAUGAUAAUAUUAUAGUUGUAAAACAGAACAGUAUUCACGGGAGAUAUUGUGUUUGAUAUUUUAUCAAAAUAAUAUGACGUAUCGUUUUACCCCAUGCAACAGUAGCAGCAGUAGCUUUGGUCGUCGCCGUUAUAAAAGUGUCGUGGCCGCCGCGUUUACGUGAACCGCAUACUUUGUUGUAGUUAUUAAGUGUAUGAUACAUUAUUGUAUGUGGUCAUCAUCCAGCAACGGUCGCCUAGCCAAAAGAGCUGGACUAACAUCGACAAUCAUAUCAUUUUUAUCAUAAGCACACCAAUUAUGACGUGAUCGCAAAUAUAGAGGAUGCCGGUGUUAUAAAAUCAAAUGUUAUCUUAUUUAAUUCAAACAAUGUCAGACGGUGACACUAAUGAAGAUCUGCUAAAAAGCAGUAUUUAGUCAGUUUUGUUGACUAUGGAUUCCUAUGAGUUAUUUGGAGAGGAUGUGGGUGGAAACAUGUUGGAAGGCUUGUCUGAACUGGGAGGAGAUAAUUUCACUGAUGUUGCAGGACGUGGUAAUCAACCCCCUCCAAAUGCUGGUUAUGCCCAAUCUCAACCUUAUCAAAUGCCUGGUGAAAUGCAUGGCCAUCAAGUCGAAUCUCCACUGCAAAAACUUGCAUCUUUUGGACCACCAGGAAGUGCUGCACCUGGUGCACCUGAUUACAACCCUGGUAAUCAUAUGGAUCAUUUCCAUUCCAAUCACUCUGGGACAACAUAUGGCUCCAAUAGGGUUUCAUCAGGUUUAAGGCCUAAUUUAGGACAAACUGGACCACAACAGUAUUCACCUUAUUCUGAUGCAGGAGCAGGAAUGUACGGUACAAAUGAUCAGGCUGCUUUGCAAGCAUGGUCUAAUUAUUCAGCUCCUGGUAUGAAUAGACAUUAUCCUCACAUAGCUCAACCAUCAUAUAGACAACAUAUAGGCUAUCAGCAACAACCUAAUCAAGAGAACCAACCUAAGCCUAGCCAGUAUGUCCCUAUGAUGACUUCACAUCAAGCUCAAUCAAGUGCUUAUUCUAGAAGUCAACAACAGUCAAUGGCUCCUUAUCAAAAUAUGAUGUAUCCAAAUAGUACCCCCGGGUAUUCUGGAUAUGGCCAUCAGCAAAAUACUUCUACAGUGUCUUCAAGAAUACCUCCACAUCACAUGCAACAAUAUCCUCAACAACAAAUGCAGAUGCCUGAGAUUCCUAAUUCUCAAGGAUCUUCUAACUACAACCAUUUACAGUCUCAAAUAUCUACUCAUCCAGGUUUUUCUCAACAGCCACAACCACCUCCUCAGCAACAGCAAUCUCAACAACAACCUCAACCUAAUCAACAAAUGCCACAAAGAGCAUUAGGUAUUGACGUUGCUAAUAAUUCACCUUAUGGGCCAUCUAGUGGUAAUAGUAAAUCUCAUACUUCUCAAGGGGGAAGUCCUCAGCCACAAUAUAGAGCACAAUUCCCUCAACUCUCUCCACAGAUGUCACCACGACCACAAAUGUCUCCUAGGCCACAAAUGUCACCUAGACCUGUAAUGUCACCAGCAAAGCCAUCUACUCAUUCUCCACAUACACAUUCUGUCCAAAGUAACAUAUCACCAAGACCAGCUACAUCUUUAAUUCCUAAAGCUGUAGCUACAUCGAGUCCAUCUCCAUAUGCUCAACAGAGUACUCUUCAACAACUUGAACAAAUGGUCAUGCCAAAUGUUAGUACUAAUCCAUCUACAGAUUAUCCAUCUUAUAGAGGUGGUUUACCAACAAAUACUUCUCCCCACUGGCAAUCCACUCCAAGAACUCCCCAUAAUGGACCUAUGGCUCCUCCCAAUAUUAGUGAUCCAAGUAUGUCAGGAUAUUCCAAUAUGUCAGCUACUGAAGAUAAUCAAAAUGUUGAUUCAUCUAAAACGCAAAACAAUCCAAAUUCAAGCGGCAAUAUGAACAUAAACAAUAUGUCAAAUAUGGACUUACCUCCAACUUUAGAACCACAAACAAAUAUACCUCCAGUUCAACAACAAAUGCAAAAUAGUCAAAACUCUGGCCCUAUUGAUCAUAUGAGUUCUAAUAGUAUUAUGUUACCCAACACCAAUAUUGGAUAUAAUGAUUCAAUGUCACAGUAUCAAAAUGGUAAUAAAAUGGAAGAUAUGAUUAAUAGCCAUCCUCCUGAGGUAUCUCAACAAAUGCAACACUCUCAAUCUUCAAUGUAUGAUCCAAGGGGGCCUCCACCUCCAAACAUGUACCAUUCCUCUCCAAUAAGUCAUCAACAAGAAAUGGCUGCAUUACAACAACAACUACAAGAGUUAUAUUGUAUGCCUCCAGCAGGACCAGAUCAUCAAAUGAGGAUAAGUCAUAUUCAAGAAAGAAUAUCAAUUUUACAACAACAUGAAGCAAAUGAUCAAUGUAUGGGUGGUGUUCAUUGUCCAGUUGUUAAUCCAAUGUAUCAACCUCCAGUAAUGGAACCAGCUGCUCCUGUGGUAACAUCAGGGCGUGGUAGAGGUAGAGGGCGGGGGAGAGGCAGAGGUAGUGCUGCAGGCGAAGGCCGAGGAACUCCUAGACCAAGAAAAAGUAGAAAAAAAGCACAAGAACCUGAACAAAUACCUUUUUCACCACCUUUAUUACAGCCAGAACUACCAACUCAUUCAAUGGUACCACAAGAAAUGAUACCAAUGCAUAUGAAUAUGAAUCCAAAUAUUGCUCAUAUGAUGAGCUCCAAUAUGCCACAUAUGGGGAUGCCACCAAACCCUAUGCAUCAUGAACAACAUAUACCUCAGCCAUCUAUGUACAAUAAUUCAGACCCUUCAUAUCAUCAUCAUAUGCAAACUAUGGGAUGUCCACCACCUCAACAUGUAUCUCAACCUCCAUCUCAACAACUUCAACAAAUACCAAUGCAACAGCCUGUAGUGCCAUCUGAGUCACAGUUAUCCAACUCUGUACCCUAUUCCGCAGAUUCUAUGAUGCCUUCUAUUCAUCUUGACCAACCUAUGCAAGUACAAUCUGAUCAACAUCAGCAUCAUCAGUUGCACCAAGAACAACAUUUACAGCAAGAGCAGCAACAUCAGCAGCAACAACAGCAAUUACAGCAAGAACAUGCACAACAGGAACAGUUACAACAACAGCAUCUCCAACAACAACAACAACAGCAGCAGCAGCAGCACCAUCAACUACAACAGCAUCAACAUCAUCACGAGGAAGGCGGACAACAAGAGGAACAUCAACAACAAUUAUCUAUUACAGCACAGUCACCAGCUGUAUCAGAACCUCAUAGACGAUGUGAAUCACCCUUGAUAGAACAACAUAACACAUCUCCACCAACACAGUAUAAUGUACCAUCUCCUUUGGCUCAUAAUGAAGAGAAUAAAAAACUCAAUAUAGAUAGUCAAUCACAAAUAGAGAACAUUGAAAAACCAGCUACAUCUGAAAAUGAAAACAUGUCUGUUGGGUCACAUCACUCAAGAUCAUUAUCACCUGCAGAAUUAAAAGAGCCACAGUCACCUGAACGCGAUUGUUGGUCUGGUAGUGAUCAUGAUCCACCACCUCCAACUUUAACUGCAGAAGUUUCACCACCAGCUCUAUCUAAAGUUCAAGAAGAAACUUCUAUAGAAUCAAAUGUGUUUAAUUUUACUGAAGAUGAAGAUCCUCCUCCACCCCUUCACUCUCUUAAUGAUUUAUCUCCAAGAAAGCUAAAAGAAAUCAGAAUCGCUAAAAAAUCACAGUCUACAAAAGUAAAAAAACCUAAAGCUGUAAAAGUUCCUAAACCAAAAGUUGUUAAAGAAAAAAAGAAGAAAGAAACUAAUACUGAUACAGAAUUAACUGAAACACCUCCUAAGCCCAAAAGACAAUCUAAAAAAAAGAAGUCUGAAAUUAAAAAUGCUUUGACUGAAGAUGGUAAUUUGUUUGAUAAAUUAAAGAAUGAUACUACAAUAGAAGUUGAAGAGGAAUGUAACUUAAAUGACAGUGAAUUAGAAACUAAACUUGAGAAUGAACCUGAAAAAACAUUGGAUGAUUCUGAAGUAGAUUCUAAUUUUCCUAAAAGUGAUAAAGAGAAUACAGUUGAUGAGACAAUGGCAGAUGUUGAAUCAUUACCUGAAAGUAAUCAAUCUGAGACGCCAGCAAAAUCAUCUAAGUCUUCUAAACGCAGUACUGAUCGCAAAUCAAAAAGUCGGAGCAGUCGUCCUUCAAAAAGAAAAAAGCCCAAACCUAUUCCAACUAAUGAAUCUGAUAAUGAGGAACCUAAUAUUACACCACCACCUUCUCCAGAAGGGGAUGAUAAUAAACGUCGGUCAGGACGUCAUACACAAAGAAAAAAAUAUGUAGACGACAUCAUGUUAGCUAUGUCUGAUGAUGACUCUCGUAAAUCUUCAUCUCCUCAGAGAAAAUCGUCUACAUCCGGUUCAGGGAUAAUCAGUGAAGGUAAAAAGUCUGCUCAAGACAAAAAUUCUAACUCGAAUUCAGUCAAACCUAAUAUGGUUUACAUAAAUGUCACUGAUGAAGAUUCUAUGGUAGUACAACAUAUUCUUGCUGUUCGAAAAGGAACACGAGAAAUUUCUCUAAUAAAUAAAGAAGAAAAGUCUUCUGUAAGUGAUAGUGAAAGUGAAGUUAAUAAAGAAAUUGAAGGAAAUAAAGUAGAAAAUUAUUCAAAGGAAAAAGUUGAUAAAUUUGAAGAAGAUUCUUUGGAAAAAAAUAUAAAAACUGAAAAUGAAAAAUCUGAUGAAAUACUUGAAAAAGUUAAAAAUGAUGAUUCUAUUAAAAAAGAAAAUGAUGAUAAUAAAAACAAAGAUUCUAAAUCUGUUAAAGUAGAUGAUUCUAAAAAAAUUAUUGAAGUAGAUGAAUAUUAUGUAAAGUACAGAAAUUUUUCUUAUCUCCACUGUGAUUGGAAAACUGAAGAAGAGUUAUUAAAAGGUGACAAAAGAAUUGCUGCUAAAUUAAAAAGAUUUAAACAGAAGAUGGCGAAUAACACUAAUAUCUUUGAAAAUCUUGAAGAAGAACCUUUUAAUCCUGACUAUGUUGAAGUGGAUCGUGUUCUAGAUGUAUCUGAACAGUUUGAAGAACCAAAUUCAGAAAGUCCAACUAAUUACUAUCUAAUAAAAUGGCGAGCUUUGCAGUAUGAAGAUAGUACAUGGGAGUUGGAACAGGAUGUUGAUCCUGUAAAGAUAGAGGCUUUUGAAAAAAUAAGAUAUACACCUCCCAAAGACCAAUGGAAGCCUAAAAAGAGACCCUCCCCUAGUGAAUGGAUGAAAUUAGAAAAAUCACCUGUUUAUAAAGGUAAUAAUACUCUUAGAGAAUAUCAGCUAGAGGGUCUUAAUUGGUUACUUUUCUCAUGGUAUAAUGGGCGUAAUUGUAUUUUGGCUGAUGAAAUGGGUCUUGGUAAAACUAUUCAGUCUUUAACUUUCAUAAAUGCUGUCUAUGAGUAUGGUAUUAAAGGUCCUUUCUUAGUUAUUGCGCCAUUAUCAACAAUUCCUAAUUGGCAAAGAGAAUUUGAAGGAUGGACUGAAUUGAAUGUUAUUGUUUAUCAUGGAUCAUCUCAUAGCAGAAAUAUGUUACAACAAUAUGAAAUGUAUUAUCGUAAUGAUAAAGGGGCUAUUAUUAAAGAAAUUACCAAGUUUGAUGUACUCAUAACAACAUUUGAAACUAUUAUAUCUGACUGCAUGGACCUUAAAGACAUACACUGGAGACUUUGUGUUAUUGAUGAAGCACAUAGGCUCAAAAACAGAAAUUGUAAACUGCUUGAAGGCUUGCGUGCAUUAAAUCUUGAACAUAGGGUUCUAUUAUCAGGUACACCACUGCAGAACAAUGUUAAUGAAUUAUUUUCUUUGUUAAAUUUCCUUGAACCUACUCAAUUUUCAAGUUGUGAUGAAUUUCUUCAAGAGUUUGGUUCUCUGAAAUCUGAAACUGAAGUACAGAAGCUUCAACUAUUAUUAAAACCAAUGAUGUUGAGACGUCUAAAAGAAGAUGUAGAAAAAUCAAUUGCUCCUAAAGAAGAAACUGUUGUUGAGGUUGAAUUGACUAAUAUUCAAAAAAAGUACUACAGAGGAAUCUUAGAGAAAAAUUUUUCAUUUCUAUCUAAAGGUACAACUUCUGCUAAUGUACCAAAUUUAAUGAACACAAUGAUGGAGUUAAGAAAAUGUUGUAUUCAUCCUUAUUUAUUAAAUGGAGCUGAAGACCAAAUUCAAUACGAUUAUCGUAAUAUAAAUGGUGAUGAUCCAGAUGUUUAUUAUAAAGCUCUAAUUCAUUCUUCUGGUAAAAUGGUUUUAAUUGAUAAACUGCUUCCUAAACUUAAAGAUAAUGGUCAUAGGGUAUUAAUAUUUAGUCAGAUGGUUCGCUGUUUAGACAUUAUUGAAGAUUACCUUGUAUACAGAAAAUAUCCUUUUGAAAGAUUAGAUGGUAGGAUUCGAGGAAACUUGCGUCAAGCUGCUAUAGAUAGAUUUAGUAAACCUGAUUCUGAUAGAUUUGUAUUUUUACUUUGUACUAAAGCUGGUGGUUUAGGUAUUAAUUUGACAGCAGCUGACACUGUAAUAAUCUAUGAUAGUGACUGGAAUCCUCAAAAUGACCUUCAGGCCCAAGCGCGUUGUCAUAGAAUUGGACAGCAAAAAAUGGUGAAAGUUUAUAGACUAUUGUGCCGAAAUACAUAUGAAAGAGAAAUGUUUAACAAAGCAUCUUUGAAAUUGGGAUUAGACAAAGCUCUUCUACAAAGCAUGAACACAUCACAAGGAAAAGAUAUAAAUAAUAAACAACUUUCAAAAAAAGAAAUAGAAGACUUAUUAAAAAAAGGUGCUUAUGGUGCAGUCAUGGAGGAAGAUAAUGCUGGUGAUAAAUUUUGUGAAGAAGAUAUUGAUCAAAUUCUUUCAAGAAGAACUCAAGUUAUUACAUUGGAAAGUGAAAAAGGAUCAACAUUUUCUAAAGCAAGUUUUGCAUCAAGUGGUAUACGUCAAGAUAUUGAUAUUGAUGAUCCUGAUUUUUGGAAAAAAUGGGCCAGAAAAGCUGAUAUUGACACUUCUGAUAGAGGAGAUCAAAAUGAAUUAGUAAUAUCAGAACCAAGACGGCGAACUCAAAUUAAGCGAUAUGGACAUGAUGAAGCUGUUAUGGAUAUGUCAGAUCUCGAAACUUCUGGAUCUGCAGACAGUGAUGUUGACAAUAGUCUUGGUUUGGGACGUGGACGAGGACGAAGAACUAGAAAAAGUAAAAAUUUAAGAAAUAAAUUUUUACCUCCUGAUUAUAUUCCUAAAGAAGGUGAAGUUCUUUAUGGUUGUUGGACUAGAAGUGAAUGUUUUAAAGUUGAACGAGGAGUUUUGACAUAUGGCUGGAGUCGUUGGUCAGAAAUAAUUGAACAUAAUGACUUUCGUGAUGGAUGGAAAGAAAAUGAUGUAGAAGACUUGGCACGUAUUAUUAUUUUGUACUGUUUGAGAUUUUAUAGAGGGGAUGAAAAAAUACGGUCCUUUAUAUGGGAUCUAAUAACACCGGACAAUACAUCAGUUGAAGACUCUCCUACACAUAGUGGACAAAGUUUUCGAGGAUCAAAAAAGAAGAAACCUAAGCAGAAAGAUUUAAACACGCCUCAAUUAAUUGAUGAAGAGCAUUGGAGUAGAAAUUCUAAAUACGAUGGAGAUAUAUUUUUAGAUAGCAAUUAUCGUAAACAUCUGAGUCGCCAUGCUAAUAAAGUACUAAUAAGAAUUCGUAUGCUAUACUAUAUUAAAAGUGAUAUAGUUGGUGAUUUAGCUCAUCAAGUUAUUGAAGGUAUUCAUAUUAGUAAAUUACCAAUAAACACACCUAUAUGUGAUUUACCUCCAGCUCCUUGGUGGGAUAGAGAUGCUGAUCGUUCAUUAUUAAUUGGUAUUUAUAAGCAUGGAUUUGAAAACUAUAAUCAAAUGAGAAAUGAUCCAGCUUUAAGUUUUCUUUCUAAAUGUGGAUCAUCAACUACACUCGAAGAGAAAGAAGCAAAUAUAACAAAAAUAAAUGAACAAGAUGUUUCUGAACAACCUCUAAAUUCUGAUGAUGUAACAUCUGAACCUUCCACGCCUUUAGCUACUGAAGAAAAUACUAAUAAUAUUACAGCAACAUCAACUCUUGCACCUCCUACAGAAGAAAAUAUUUGGCCUUCAAUUGGUGAUCUAAAUAAUAGAGUAAGACGUCUCAUAUCGACAUGCCAGAGAAACUUCAAAAAAGAAGAAUUAAAAAUGGUUCAAAAAGCUAAGCUAGGAGAAUCAACGUGCGCGGCAACGUCAGGUACAACCCAGUUAUCAGGAGACGUUGCCAGCCUCCUUGGUACGGGACAGCCCGGAUGGGACUGGCAACAACUUGCCAUGUAUCUUUGGAAAGUGGAAAGAAGAGAAAAAUAUGAACAGUUUGUUAGAGAGCGAGAACGCCAACGUUUAGAAAUCAGUCAGAAAAAAUGGACCCGAAAGGAAGAGCAAGAAUUUUAUAGAGCUGUAACUACUUAUGGUGUAGAUUAUGAUAGAGUAUCAAAAAGUUAUAAUUGGACCAAAUUUAAAAAUGUUGCAAAACUUGAAAAAAAAUAUGAUGAUACGUUAACUGAGUAUUUUCGUUCAUUUUAUGCUAUGUGUAAGCGGUUGUGUGGCCAACCACUAACAAAAGAAGAGGAACUGUGUGAUUUUCCAAUGGAAUUAAUUAAUGAAGAAAGAGCUCGUCGAGCUCUUGAACGUAUAAAUCUAAUUGUAAAGAUACGUGAAGAAACAUUAAAUCAUCCUCAUUUAGAUGAACGCCUAAAAUCUUGUCAAGUUUCUGCUGAUGUACCAGAUUGGUGGCAACCAGGGAAACAUGAUAAAGAUUUAUUGGUUGGAGUUGCCAAGCAUGGUCUUGGAAGAACAGAUUUUUAUAUCCUUAAUGAUCCAGAGUUAUCUUUCAGAGAAAUUGUUCAGAAAAACUUACUUUCUGCAGUUACUGGAUCAUUUAAUACUGAAAUAAUACAAACAAAUAAAUCUAUUAAAUCUGAGACAAACAAGUUAGAUAAUGCCAAAACAGAUUUAAGUGUACCUAAAUUACCUAAAGAAGAGUCUAUUGAAUUAGAAGUUAAAAUAGAAUUAUCUGAAGAACAAUUAAUUAAAGACAAAGCUACAAAGAAGAAUGCACUUGAAUCAGAUAUCUCUAAAGAAGAAACUCUCAAAUUAGAUAUUAACGAUAAAGUGACUCCUCAACCUGCUGAAUCUAUAACAGUUGAAAACGAAACAAAAAUAGAAGUUGAAAAUACUAAGGUUGAGAAUAAUACUGAUUCAUUAAACAAUGACGUGACUAUUGUUAAUAUUGAAGACCAAUGUACAAAUAUUAGUAUUAUAAAAGAAACCGAAAAUAAAGUUGAAAAUCAUGAUGAACCUAUGAAUGUUGAUAUAGAACUAGAAAAAAAUUUUGGUUCAGGUGACAUCAAGUCAGAUACAGUCAAUAGUAUUGAAGAAAUAAAAGAAAAAGAAACAAUUUCUAUGUCAUUUAAUGAAGAUGAUAAUAAAAAGGCAAAAGAUGAAUUAUUAGAAGAAGAUAAUAAAGUUGUCCAAGAAAAUGAUGCAGUUCAAACUGAUACAGAUUUUAGCAGUGCAGUUCAAAAUGAUGUUCAAAGUAAUGUUGAAGAAAAAGAAUUAAAGGGAGAAACUUCAACAGAUGAAUUAAACCUGAGUUCAACAAAAACUUUAGAACCCAAAGAAGAAACAAUUACUCCUGAAACUGAAGAAAAAGAAAUAGAUAACACAUUCAUUCAAGCUAACAGUACAUCUAGUAUUACACCUAAUGAUGAUUCAAUUAAAUCUAAGGACGUUUCAGCAUCAGUAGAAAGUGUAGACAGGCUUAAAGCUAUGUUUCCAGAACUAGAAGUCAUGCACAAAGAUAUUUCAGCUAUAGACAAAUUACCAGUUCACAAACCUUUGCAACAAAUUGAUCAAACUAUUGCUCAUCUUCUAGCAACUAGUUAUCAAAACCCCAUUAAAUGGCCUAAAGAACAUGCUUUAGUUGUUCGUUUGCAACACAUAGUUGAGUGUGUUGAAACAGGAGAGUGGCCUGUAAGUAAAAAGUUUUCAGCAUAUGCCCAAAAUCCUAGUGGUAUUUGUGGAAUGGGAAUCGAUGAUUCUGACAAUGGAACUAAUAAAAGAGAAUUAGGGCAAGUAAAUGACCAUUUAGGCAUUUCUGAAAUUCAUAAUGAUCAUUCUUCACUAAGAAGUAAUAUUAUGAUAGCCCAUUCAAAUGUUAACUUAAAAAGAAAAAGACAUAUUGCUAUUGAUGUGGAAACAGAGAGAGCUAAACUUCAUGCAUUACUCAAUACAAAUUCAAUUCCUGCACAUCCAACUAAACACUCUGCUCCUAUGUGGGACCAAACUGAUGAAUCUCUUUCUGAAGACUCAAGGCGAUCAACUCCAGUCCCUUCACAUAUUCAACCUCCACCUGCUCAUCAACAGUCACAUAACUCAUCAUCAAGAUUAUUAAGCAUGGCGUAUGAUCUUAAAUUUUCAAAUGCUCCAAAAACACCUACUACUGUUGCUUCUGCUGCUACUCCACCCCAAUCUACAGGACCUAUUGAUUUAUCUUCUGGAAGUAUACCUCAAAUAGGAUGUAUGGAUUUAAGUUCUGGACCUAGAAUUUCUUCUGUUAAUGAAGUUCAGGAUUUUUCUAUGCCAUUUAAAAAUAAAUCUUCUCAAAAUGUUACUCAGUCCUCUAACUUAAGUACACCCCCAAAAAGUAAAUUAGAUGACAUGUUGAAUAAAUUAAUGCAAAAGAAAAACUGUGUGCGAAGCUCAUCAUCUAAAACUUCGGAAGAACAGCCGGUUGUUGGAAAGGAAAUGAAACGACGUAAGUUGGAUGAAAUUGUUUUUGGUUUAUCUGCUGCUAAAGAACAACAAUCAUCAUCAACAGAGCAAAAGAAACAUUCAACAUCAUCACCUUCACAUAAUUAUUCCACAUCAUCAAGUAAAACACAACAAAGCUUAUCUCAACAAUUAGGUUCUGCUCAUAGACAGUCUAGCAAGUUAGAUCCACUUGCAGCAUUUUUGUCAUCACAAGUACAUGAACAACAAUCCAACUUAUUGAAACAACAUACAACUUUACAACAACAACUUGCUCAACAACAACAAGUUUUGAAAAUGUCCCAAUCUUCAGGAGCUUCUUCAGUUUCGCAAAGCCAAAGAAAAAUGUAUGAAGCUAUGAUGGAUAGUAUGGCUAAAAGUACUGCAGAGUAUUCCGGAAAAUUAAAUGCAUCUACAUUUUCCCAAGAAGCUAAAGUGAACAAGUGGCUUGCUGAACAAAAUGCAUUAAUGACAGAUCAGCAAAUGUCUGCAGAUUUUUUAUCAGCGCCUAGAAGACGAAGACCACGAGUAGAUCCAACAUUAUUAGAUUGGAAAAAAUUAACUGGAGAAGAAAAUGUAUCGGUUAUUAAUAGAACAACUGGAAAAAAGUUAACAGGAACAAAAGCUCCUCAAUUAAAAAGAAUAGGUCAGUGGCUGCUGGAAAAUCCCUCUUAUGAUGUUGACCCUAAGUGGGCUGAUUUAGUUAAAGAGCGAGGAAAUUUAACACAUGAUUUACAAAAAAGAUUACCACAAGCAGAUCGCAAAAAAGGACCUGGAAGGCCACCUAUGCAAACCGGAGAACACACUAGUGCUUCAGGUCAAUCCAUCUCUAACAAUUCACCUUCUACAUCUAUGGCUCCUAAUUUGUCUUUUCCAUCAUUAGCAUCUGCUGGACUUAGUGGAAUAAAUCCAUCAACCCUCCUAUCUAGUUUAUCAAUGGGAAAUUUCGAUCCUAAAAAUAAUCCCUUAUUGAUGCCAUUUAGUGGUCUUUCAAAUAUUGGUGCUUUAGGAGGUAUGGGAGGCUUAGGUAAUAUGAAUUUGACAAAUUCAUUGUUUGCAAAUCUUGCUGGCUUAGGUUUGCCUGGACUUGCAGGUUUAGAUCCAUCUAAUAUGAAUGAUGGUUCUCUCUCAUCCCAAAGCCAACAAACAAACUCUAAAAAUUCAAAGUCUAGAAAAUCUGAAUCAAACGCCAAAAAUACCCCUUCAUCAUCAUCAUCAUCAACUAAUGUACCAUCUAGCUUAUCAGGAUCAUUACCAUUUUUCUUUCCUAAUCCUAGUAUGUUGUAUUCACCAUUAGGAUUAGGUGGAUUAAAUCCAUUUACACUGCAACCGGGAGCUAUGUCUUCUGCUUAUGAUAGUCUGUCAUUAUUAAAUGGUAGUUUAAAUGUUUCAUCACCAAACACUUCUCAAGGACUAUCGCGACAUAAAACUUCAAGUAGUCGUAGUCAAAAUCUAAAUGCCAGUACUGUAACUUCUUCUAGCCAAAGACAACCAAGGACUAGCACGCACCAUCUGCCCUCAUCAACUCCUAGUCCAGCUGAUUUACUGGAAAAUUUAACCAGGGCUAGUCGCAAUUUAGCUCACACUGACAUGUCAAAAAAUCGAAAUUCUCGAGAUGUUGAUAAUUUACGAUCACUUAUGUCAAGUAUGCCUCCUUUUAAUAUGUUAGCAGCUGGAGCAUUAGCUAGUAGUAGUGAUUCUAAAAAAACUAGAGAACAAGAAAUGAGAGAAGCUCUAGAAAAUCUAACUAAAGCUUCGCCAGAAUUAUUUGCUCGUUCAUUACCUGAUGAUAAAAAGUUUAGUUUUCCAUCUAUGGAAGUGAUUGAAAAAUCAUUAAAAAGACCUGCUGAACAAAGUUCAUCUUUAGAAAGACCCAGUAAACGUACUAAAGAUAUGAUAUCUCCUAUUACAAUACCAGUUCCACACACGGUAACAACAAAAUCUACAGGAAAUAAAGAAAGUUCUUCGGAGCCAGGCAUUGAUUUGUCAAAUAUGGCAAAAGCUAAAUCUCCAGAAAAACACAAAGAAAAAGUUGAAAAUUUAGCUGCAUCUCAAUUCAAAUCUGAAUUAGAAUGUGAUUCUCAAGUGGAUAAAAUUGAUGACAGUAUUGAUAUGACCAACCAAAAAUCUAAUACACCUGAUGAUAAUGACGAGAAAAAUGAAAAUAACAAAAAAAGCAAAAAAAGUAGAGUUAAAAAGUCUUUGAAUGAUGAGAAUGUAGAACGCAAAAAUCUCCGUAGUAAUACUGGUAAAUAUUCUGGAAGAUCAAAAUCUCAUUCUCGAUCACCAUCUCCUUCAGUUUCAUAAGUCUUAUCUAUUUUAUUGUGAAUACCAUUUGUAAUAUUAUAUAUAAAUUAUAAAACCAUUCCUAGUAUGUAAUGUGCUAGUUUAGCAUUUUUAACAUAUAUUUUUUUUUAUUGUUUAUUUUUUACAAAAAUUUGUUCUUAAAGUAUUAUUAAUAAUAUAGAAUUUUAAGAAAAUUUUCUUUACUAGAUUGAUGUUUAAGUUUUUAAAUAGAUUUUCAUUUUAUCUUAAUAUUUAUGACUAAAGCUCAAAUUUAAUAUUUGAAACAUUUUUAUAGAAAAUAAUAAUUUUUUUUACAGUAAUCUAUUUAUUUAAAAAUGAAUAAUGCAGCUAUUGUAUAAUUAUAAACAUAAAUA